GCGUGCCGCUGCUACCAGCACUCUUAGUGAGUUACGGACCGCAUGCAAGUGCGCAUCGAACGUAUCGGUGGUGUCGCGCUUAUUCUUGCUUGCACUUUUCCACGUUUCACCAUCUAGAUUCUUCUUCGUGCCUGAACUGCGACGUGAUUUCUCCACCGACCACCUUCCCGGUCGAACGAGCGCCGUUUAAACCAGAUAUCCGUCACGGUUCUUCACGUCGUUUAGAAGAAUCGUUACCUCGUGACAUUUGUCAGUCGAUUGCUUAGGACUUCGUUUCCCGAAGAGAAAGGAGAUUCAUUCGAGGAGAAAUAUCAUUCCAAGACUUUCACGAUAAAACGUGAUCUCCCAGGCAUAAUUUUGAAAAACAAACGAAACGAGAUCCAAACAACGUGCAUCGUGUGACGUAUCCCGAUGGAGGGAACCGUCGUCGUUUCUCGGCGCACGAGGGGAGGACAGAGAAAUAGAAGGGGAAUAGAGUGACACGCGAACAGGAGGAAGACGCACGCAGAGGAGAUCAUUUAAGUGCGCAUGUGCAAAAAGUGCGUGGCGCGCAGGCUGAAGCUUGCAAGCGUUGUUAUGUUUUUGGUGGAACUAGACGUGUACGACCUCGUUAAUUUCCUUAUCCGUCGCCUUGUUUUCGUUUAGUGUACACAGUAAGCUUAGUAGUUCUUCGAUGGUGUUUACGGAUUGUUCGGCAAGUGAAACGAACAGUAUACGAGGAGCCUAAGUAAGGGACAGAACUGACAUCGCAAAAGUCAAGUGACAGAGAGAAAACAGAGAAUCUUUAUCAUUGAAAUAGCAACGAUCUAUUGCGUUUCGUCAUUCGAGCGUGCUGAUUGCAACGUGCGUGCACGUGUGGUGUUAGUGAAGAACAGUCAUACAAGAAAUGCAAACAUGUCGGUCUGUACACGCGCGCGUGCGUUCGUUCUCGCGCGCAGAUACGACACGAGGCUCGGACUCGCGUGGUACGAAAUAACGUGCAUCAGUUGGUGAAAGAUUCUACGCGGUAUUUUUUCGAUCAGACUGUGUUAUUCGAUGGACACGACAGACUACUUUUAGUGUAAUACAGUGAUUUACAAGAACUACGAUCAACGAUUACCAGUGGUUCCUCGAUCACCGAACGAACAAUUUACUUGAAACAAGUUCCUUACGCUACUAGUAUCAGAUUGUACGAAGAAACGAUGCCAUUGUAUCAAAGGAUCACACCUGACGUGUUUAAUUUGAAAUAUAUCCUGGAAGGAUAAAGCUAACACGAGAAACAGUAGCGAUCCGUUCAAACGUUUCUUCGAAAUUCUUGGUAGUUAUAGUAAGGAGGGCCCGACUAGCGGGCCGUUCGUGUUUUCGAGUAAAAAGGGAAAAGAAACAGCCGAAACUCUGGCUCCCAUACAGUUGAGCGGCGGUAGUGUGUCCGACAGUGUGGAGAAUUCGCAGGACAGCAUGGAGAACGGAGACGACUCCGCUUCUGCUCGAUUGGAAAAGAGCUCGUCCUCCUCCACAAAUGGCACACUCAACCCCCGCAAACCACCGAAUUGCGCGCGUUGUCGCAACCAUCAGCUAAAGAUCGCUGUGAAAGGGCACAAGAGAUACUGUAGGUAUCGUUAUUGCAAGUGCGACAGCUGUAAGCUGACAGCGGAUCGGCAACGAGUGAUGGCGAGACAAACUGCGCUGAGAAGAGCCCUGGCGCUUGACGAAGUCAGAGUCAGGGCAGCCGAGGAGGUGGAUCCACCGCCAUUCGGGGUGGAAGGUGAUCGACUUCCUUCGGUUCCUCAGCCAGCUAGAAGUCUCGAGGGUAGUUACGACAGCAGCAGUGGAGAUUCGCCUAUCAGCAAUCAUGGCAAUAACGGUGUGCACAGUAACCUAGGCGCUGUUAUCAGUAUACCUACUUCCAGAAAAUUACCCCCGUUGCACCCUCACACUGGUACCACCACCCAUUUGCAGCAGUCGCAGAGCGGUGACACCGUGGAAAUUAUGCUGGAAUAUAGUACCAAGCUUCUAGAACUCUUCCAAUAUCCUUGGGAAAUGCUACCAUUGAUGUACGUCAUUUUGAAAGAUGCUGGGGGUAAUCUUGAAGAGGCUAUGAGGCGCAUAGUGGAGGGUACCAACGAGAUUCGGGCAAUGCACUUCUGGAAAGCAGUAAGAAUGGUCCAAUCAGGCCGGUCAACGUAUUGCUGCACCGGAUACACUGCACCUACGGGUGCACCUACUUACGAGGGGCAGGUACCCUACAUAGGAGUUCCACCACCCCCGAAUGGUGUCCACCUCAGGCCAAUUCUGCAUCCUUUGAAUGCUCACAUGUCGGUCAGCAGAGUACCGCCCAGCCCUGACAGUCCUCCAGAACAUUCUACUACGUAGCCAUGAUCGAUUACCGACCAGUCGGUGAAGUAAAGCGACUGGAAGAACAGGUCGAAUCCAAAGAGAAACGACGUCGUGUUAAAGAGAAGGAAAUAGGAGGGGCCCUGGUAGAAGAGGAAUCGGUAUACAGAAAGGAAAAGAAACGUUACUUCUCAGUAUUAUUUCGUUCGCUCUCGUUGUUCCCCGAACAGUUCGAAUCUUAGCAUCAACCAUCAUUUUCGUAUACCAUUAGGAAAUUUCCGAUUCAACCGGAACCGUGUAUUGUUAUUUCACCCCUCGGUGGUAGCCUCGAGGGGUACACAGGUUACUCGAUUCAAUCGACGAUUCUCCAUCCGGCGGAAGACGAUCACGAACGGUACUGAAGCUCCUCUUCCUGAGACGAGACACUUGGCUCGAAAGUGGCCUGUUCCGAGAGGAACACGAGUUUACAGGCUAUCGACGAGAAGGAAUCGGUGUCUCAAGGUUGUCUUCGUUCGGGCAACAACGUCGCGAUUCGUGCUCAUGUUUCGAACACGAAGGGAUCCAGCCGCAAACAAAUCGUGAGAGAGAAAGAAAGAGGCAGAGAGAAAGAAAGAGAGAGAGGGUACGUUGUAUUCAGCAUAGACUUCUUCGCGUUAUUUCUCUCUUCUUUAGGAUGUUUUUUUAUUUUUUCUUUUUUUUUUUUCUUUCUUUUUCUUUCGCUGACCAAGAGAACAAGAAAAUCAUGAAACGUUUUUGUGAGUGGUUCGUGGGAUGCCGUGGGGUUCACGGACAACGUACACCUCGGGCAUCCCUCGUCCUUGCACGUCCUUCGGUUCGUUGAUCGAAUCUGUCUCCCCACCUCUCUCUUUUGUCUUCUCUCUCUCUAUAUAUCUUUCAAAUCGAUCUUCUUUUUUUCGCGUUAAAUAUUCGCUCUGUAGAGCACGGAUCGACGUUGUCAAGAUAGGGGAACAGGACACGCGUUUGGAGCCGCUUCGUACAGCGCCGGGCACGGGGAGCUUCCUUGGGGCAAGUGGCACUGGUCCGAAGGAGACCCUUACCACCUUUAGAAAAUUUUAUUUCACUCUUCAGAUAUUUGAAUUUUGAAAAUUUUCUGAAUUUUCACGAUUCUAUGGUCUCCUUUACUUAUAUCGCCAUUUUCUUUUAGGAAGUCCUCUUUGCUCGUCGGUGUACAGUUGCAAAAGAUGCGCCUCGCCGACCGGUUACCAGAAUCCAGUCGUAAAACGCCGAUCACUUCACGGUUUUCACGAUGAUCGAGCACCGAUCGCGUACGGUAUAUUUCGCAUACAAGAUUCAGCCAAUGUCCUCUGGCUUAUAGGUAACUUUGUACAGGAAAGCCUAUAUGGGAUUCAGGAGGCGCGAUGGCCACCAUUGAUGGCCGCGGUUCCACGAGACCGGGCUCAUUUUCUACCCCUUCCUGUCAAACAAAUUUCGAAACUGGAUCCCAUUGAUGAUCCCGAUCAAUAUUUUGCCACUCUAAGGGCGUCGACGAGCCUCGUAUAUAAUCGAAAGGAGGUUUGUGUUCAUACGAACGCAUUACUGUACCGUGGAAGCGACAAAUCGUGUGAUUUAGGUGGCAAAGGUAAUCGAAAAGACUUCUGGUUUAACAGCCAUGGAAGAGAUUCGAGACCCGGCUCUCCUGUAAUAUAUUGAAAUUUCAUUCUCGGGCGAACGUCCGGCUGGUUUUUAUUCUUGUCAAUUUGCAACGUUGCUUUAUUACUUAUAUUCAUAUGAAACUAGUCGCACACCUGUCCUGGCAUAGCCGAUUUGGCUAAUAGGUGAAUUAAAGUUAAUGCAACUUGGAUCAAAAAACGUGUUUUCCAGGAGGUUUAUGGUCUGUCUACACAGCUUGGAUAGAAAUUCAGUUUUUCACUCGAAUUAAACACGCUUCUCUCCUUGACGUGUAAUCAAUUUUAACCUUUUCCCUGCUGCAUCUGUUAUAAAGUAUCAUUACAAUUUAAUCUUUAUUACUUAUAUGUAGUGAUGCUCUUGAGGUACAUCUUCAUUUCAUCGCUCGAUAACUAAUUCUGCAUAGAUUAUGUGUAUCUUCGACGAUAUGUAUGUACUUACAGGAUGAUGCAAAAAUUAGGAAUGGAUUUCAAAAUGAUAGCAUAUGAUUAAUAAAGAUUAUUUUUAAUAAUAAACAGAGGGAGGUCCUUUGGAUUUUAAAUUUAAAAUAAAAUUCUGCAAUUUUAUUUUGCUAUAAAAUCAUGUAACCAUCCAUAAUAAAUCUCCAAGGUGUGUUUUAUAAAUUCUAAAAGUAGGAAACUAUCUAUCAGUAAAGACGUAAAUUGAAAUUCUCUUGUUAACUAACGUUUAAUUUGUAAUUAAUAAAAAUCUAUCUUAAGAUAUCAUAAUUUUUCCUGGGAGCUUACGCAGCGAAAGGGUUACAUCUCGAUCGAAUACACAUCACAUUACAGAAAACAAUUGAGAGUACAAAGCUACUGUUCGUUGAACAUAAAAGAGAAAAUGGUGUCGUUUAAUAAAAAGUAGAUCCGUGUCGAUAGGAUGUGAUCAAGAAAUCGACGGAUACGUCAGUUGUAUGACCGAAAUGCAAUAAAACGGCCGCUCAAAAACUGGUCAUUCCAUCUCGCGGCAAAUUAAUUUUCAAAUAAGAAUAUCGAGGGCUGUUUUAUUCUUUCGCCCCUUUUUUUCUCCCCCCUGUUUCCGAGCUCCUCCUCUUUUUUUUCUCUCUCUCUCUCUCCACGUUGCCGCUCUCCUCCCUUCCUCCUGCUCGUUCCUCUUUCCCCUUUUUCUUUUUUUCUUCCCUCUUUUCGUACAGCGGGAACACGUUCCGAGUAACAAUUUGAUGCGAAGCCUGAUUGGUUAUUACCGUACCGAGCUUAAUGACUCGACCCGUUUAAAUGAAUUUGCUUCCCGAUAAUGAGCAUGCGUGCCUCCAAUAUUUAUCAUUACCCGUGGCCCGGUCUCUCACCGCUUAAUUUGCAAUAACAGGAUUUUAUUUACAAACUGAUGCUCGUCGUCUCGGUUUCGUUUUGUCCGCGGCCCUUUGGCCAACCAUCCGAAGCAAAAAGGGUCACUGCACCUGGUGGAUACCUUGUUGGACAUUGUGGCCAUUUUUGUCUUUAGUCACGCACGUUCAUGCAGGAUUAAAAAACAAACAAAAAUAAAAAAGGAAACGUAGAGUAUCACGAUGUAGAUAGCGAGAGAGAAGUGGGACCGGUGUACCGUAAGUGGUACAACGAAAUAAUAAAUGAAUUACAGACAGUGAUUCCGAUGGAUGCAAUUUGCCGGAAGAGAAAUCGUUUUAUUCGGUGAGGUAUUAUAUUGAUAACGAUAAAUAAGAAUUCUUGGCACACAUGGUACGUUCAGGGGAUAGCGUGAGCGAUUAGCAUGGCGUCGAUUUUUUAUUCGUUUAAGUUCCUUGGUUAGAAAGUGCGACGCUUACGAAUGCGAAUAUGAUUUCGUGAAAAAGAGUAAAAGAAAAAUUCUUCGUGACACUUGACAGGAAUUCGAAAUAUUAUUUUUCUUUCCUCCCGUUAAAUUUUAUUGAAAAUAAAAUUUUCUUUUGUUACGAUGAAUUUUUUCGUUUCCUUUUAUGUUUGUAUAAGUAACGAUUUCUAUUGUUGUUUCGAUGAAUAAUUAAACCAACUGUACAGCGAAAUUUAAUAUUUUUAAAAUUAUAGCAUUGUUACGUAUAUAGAUGUUUGUUAAAUUUUUCUGAACAAAGGUGUAGUUCCUUCUACUUGAAACUUGAAUGUUUGUAUCGCGAAAGAUGUGUAUUUAUUAAUCGAUUAAGAUGUUCAAUUAUCAGUUUGUAUUUCUUCUGUAGCGACGGAUAGUAAAGCAUAAGCAGUUUAAACUACAAAUUAUAGGAAAAGCAGAAAAAAUAUAUAAUAUGCAAUAGCGUUAUGUCGAAUUUCAACGUACUAAAAAUUGACUAAUGGUGUUACCCGAAGGGCAGCGAUACUUUUAAAAGAGGAGAAAUGAAUGAGACUAAAUUAAAAGUGUGCAAUAAAAAUAUGUUUCUACCGAAUUUAUUCGUACAGCUUUGCGGAAAUAUUCGUUUCGAAGAUACAUCGUGAUUCAUACGCUCGUAAUCGAAUGUUAAUUAAGCAAAUUUAAGCCAUUUAUUUUAUUCCAUUCUUUAUUUGUACUUAUGGGUAAUGUAAUAAGAUAUAAACUUCAAUAUGUUA
Molecule: messenger RNA, 6488 nt
Organism: Osmia lignaria (orchard mason bee)
Lineage: Eukaryota; Metazoa; Arthropoda; Insecta; Hymenoptera; Megachilidae
Gene: dsx
Product: transcription factor doublesex
Biological process (GO): regulation of transcription by RNA polymerase II; sex differentiation
Cellular component (GO): nucleus
Molecular function (GO): DNA-binding transcription factor activity, RNA polymerase II-specific; RNA polymerase II cis-regulatory region sequence-specific DNA binding
Source: RefSeq, a predicted model, not a curated record